AUGGCCGCCGUUCCACACUACCCCGAAUUUGACUGUGAGUCAACAGCCAAAGCAGCAAGAUGGACAAAAUACAUAAAAAGACUGAAAAACUAUUUUGUCGCACAUAACAUUGAGGAUGACAAACGGCAAAAAGCAAUCCUUCUAACGUUUGUCGGCGAGGCUACGAAUGACAUCAUCGACGAAAUACCACAGGAGCGAGUCACACCAGAAAAAAAUGAAACACAUUUCGACAAGCUUGUCUCAGCGGUGCACAACCACUUCAACCUGGAAAACGACACGGAAUACAACCGAUUUGUGUUCCGGAAAAUUAAACAAAAUAGCCCAGGCAUCGAAGAAUUCUACCGCAAACUAAAGGAAGCUGCGUCUAUGUGCCGUUUUUCCGACAUGGAUUCCGAGGUGAAGUCCCAACUAAUUACAGGCUACCUGUCGGAAAAGGUCCGCCAGAAGGGACUCAUGAACUCGGAUAUGUCACUACAUGACUUAAUAAACUACGCAAGGACAACGGAGACGAUAGCGUCGCACCUACAAACAAUGCGACUGGAAGACAACAACACCGCUACUGCUACAACCGCCCCAAUAAACAAAGUCGCGGACGAACAGCGCCGACCAAGUAACUAUCCCCGGCAAUACCGGUGCAGGAAUUGCAACGGAAAAUACCCUCAUGAGCGGGGACCGAUGUCUUGCGCGGCAUUUCAUACCCAGUGCACAUAUUGCGGAAGGUGGGGACACUUCACCUCUGCCUGUUUCAGAAGAUUAAACGACGGAAACAGACAACGGGAAACAAAUCAUCCCCCACGAACACAGACCAAUCGACGCUCAGUGAACCGCAUUGAAAACGACCAACGGAACCCACAUAGCAGUGGUAGUGAUACAGAAUACGUGUUCCACACAGCUGGAGCUCGGAACUUGCCAUCUCCAAUUGAAAUGGAUACUCCAGCAAACAGGAGUUCAUCUUUAUUUUUGGGGCUUACCAACCAAAUAAAAGGGCAACUUGAUGAACAAUCACAAACUCUCCACAAAAUCAAUUCCACAGUCCAGAAACUUGAAGCUGAAAACGCUCUUUAUAAACAAGAAUUGAUGACCGCCCACACCAAUAUUCACCAGUUAUCAUCUCUUUUGGAUAACGAACGACGAAAAUCCCAUUUGUCUUUGGAGAGACACUUCAUCCAAAUGCAAGAAAUGCUGUGCACAGAAACGAAGAGAAUGUCACAUGAAAUAAAUGAAUUGAAGCUUAAAUGUUGUCAACAGAAUUUUCCUGCCACUCCUUCAUCAACUGCUUCUAGCAGUUUCCAACAAAGCAAGAGAUUGUCACAAAAUGCAACAUAUUUGCGUCCUCAAAAUGAUGUUUAUGAAGACGCUCUCAAGUUUUAUCAAAAAGUUAAACGUCCAACAACAGUUGCUUCAACAGAUUUUCAAAAUCCAUUGUACUCCUCUUCAAAUGUCCAACAGAUGUCAACAAAAUAUAAGUCGGCACCUUGUCCACAACCGUCUGUGCCAGAGCCACAAGUCAUGUCUCCCCUCAACUCCAUCCAGAAAAUGCUACACCCUAGACAGUCACGCAAGAAAAUUCAUGACAAAACCUCUAGAACUGAUGCCAGCCGUUCGAAAAUGUCCAACACUUCAUCUGACCAAGACCUUGAUUCUUCCCUAAACCAGAACAUAACUAUUUCUUCCACUCAGAAUCUCACAUUGCAGGGUGAUGAAGAUCUUCAUUCUGAUGAUUCCAAUUUUGAUUUGCAUGAUUCUCGCAUCACCCAUUCGCGGGUUUUUCCUUUCAUUUGUUCGGGUCCAUUGGUAUUUUUCCUUAUCUGUCUGUAA
Messenger RNA from Acanthosepion pharaonis, 1818 nucleotides. The record is from the annotation of a GenBank genome assembly. NCBI's taxonomy places the organism in Eukaryota, Metazoa, Mollusca, Cephalopoda, Sepiida, Sepiidae.